This is a messenger RNA of Neogale vison (American mink), 4168 nucleotides long. It is a transcript of the gene ARHGAP12, whose product is annotated as Rho GTPase activating protein 12. Gene Ontology annotation, molecular function: protein binding. Gene Ontology annotation, cellular component: cytoplasm. Lineage: Eukaryota; Metazoa; Chordata; Mammalia; Carnivora; Mustelidae. The transcript is spliced from 19 exons. The coding region runs from base 260 to 2776 and encodes 838 amino acids. Gene Ontology annotation, biological process: regulation of GTPase activity; signal transduction. The record is from RefSeq and is a predicted model, not a curated record.
ACUUACCCUCCCUCGGAGACCAGCCUGCGGGGACUGGCUGGCCGCAGCCGCCGCGGUGUGAGCGACCUUCGGGCUCGCCUCGGCGUCCCGCUGACCCCGUGCUAAUACAAGAGGGAGCUGCUUCCUGCGAGGCCGCCGUGCUCUCGGUUUAAGUGUAAUACUGGAUAUUUAUUUCUUUUAAGCUCUAUUAAUACAACAAGCUUUAAAGCCAUAAUGUGGCAUACCAUCCUGUUUGAGAGGUGAACAUUGUUGAAUAAAAAUGGCUGACAGAAGUGGGAAGAUUAUUCCAGGACAAGUGUAUAUUGAAGUGGAAUAUGAUUAUGAAUAUGAAGCUAAGGACAGAAAGAUUGUGAUAAAACAAGGGGAACGAUACAUCUUGGUGAAGAAGACCAAUGAUGACUGGUGGCAAGUCAAACCCGAUGAGAAUUCCAAGGCGUUUUAUGUGCCAGCCCAGUAUGUUAAGGAGGUCACCCGUAAAGCUCUCAUGCCGCCUGUUAAACAGGCAGCUGGACUGCCAAAUAAUUCUAUGAAAAUGAUACAGAGUCUCCAUCUUCAGAGGUCAACAGAAAAUGUGAACAAAUUGCCUGAGCUUUCAAGUUUUGGAAAGCCAUCAUCGUCUGUUCAAGGAACAGGUCUUAUUCGUGAUGCAAAUCAGAAUUUUGGACCGAACUAUAAUCCAGGUCAGACUGUGACCCUAAGCUUGGACCUGACCCAUAAUAACGGAAAGUUUAACAGUGACUCACAUUCUCCUAAGGUUUCUGGCCAGAAUAGGACGCGCUUAUUUGGUCACUUUCCCGGUCCAGAGUUCUUGGAUGUAGAGAAAACUAGCUUCUCCCAGGAGCAGUCUUGUGAUUCAGCAGGAGAAGGCUCUGAAAGAGUACAUCAGGAUUCUGAGUCUGGCGAUGAACUUAGCAGCAGCUCCACUGAACAAAUAAGGGCAACAACACCUCCAAAUCAAGGACGUCCGGAUUCUCCUGUCUAUGCUAAUCUACAAGAACUGAAAAUAUCCCAGUCUGCUCUCCCUCCGCUUCCUGGGAGCCCAGCAAUUCAGAUUAAUGGAGAAUGGGAAACUCAUAAAGAUAGUUCAGGGCGUUGUUAUUACUAUAACAGAGGAACCCAGGAAAGAACCUGGAAACCACCUCGUUGGACUCGGGAUACAAGCAUAAGCAAGGGAGAGUUCCAGAGUCCAGGAGACCAAGAGCUUCUUUCAUCAGAAGAAAACUACCACAGCAUUUGUUACAGCCAGUCAGAUAGUCAGUGUGGUUCUCCUCCAAGGGGUUGGUCAGAAGAGUUGGAUGAACGUGGGCAUACCUUAUAUACCAGUGACUAUACUAAUGAAAAGUGGCUCAAGCAUGUUGAUGAUCAAGGUAGACAGUAUUACUACAGUGCAGAUGGAUCUCGUUCAGAAUGGGAAUUGCCAAAGUAUAAUGCUUCAUCCCAGCAGCAAAGAGAAAUAAUUAAAAGUAGGAGCUUGGACAGGCGGCUGCAAGAACCAAUUGUAUUAACAAAGUGGAGACAUAGCACCAUUGUGCUGGACACCAAUGACAAGGAAUCUCCAACUGCCUCAAAACCCUGCUUUCCUGAAAAUGAGUCUUCUCCCUCUUCACCAAAGCACCAAGAUACAGGCCAAGAAAAAUAUGGAUUAUUAAAUGUAACAAAAAUUACUGAAAAUGGGAAAAAGGUUCGAAAGAACUGGUUGUCAUCUUGGGCCGUGUUGCAAGGUUCAUCUUUACUCUUCACCAAAACUCAAGGAAGCAGCACAAGCUGGUUUGGGAGUAAUCAGUCCAAGCCAGAGUUCACAGUGGACCUAAAGGGGGCGACAGUGGAGAUGGCUUCAAAGGAUAAAUCCAGCAAAAAGAAUGUAUUUGAGCUGAAGACCCGUCAAGGAACAGAACUGCUCAUUCAGUCUGAUAAUGACACUGUUAUUAACGAUUGGUUUAAAGUUCUUAGUAGUACUAUCAGUAAUCAGACAGAAACCGAUGAAGCAAUCGAAGAGGAGAUACCAGAUUCCCCAGGAAUAGAAAAGCAUGAUAAAGAGAAGGACCAUAAGGAUCCUAAGAAACUUCGUUCCACGAAAGUGUCUAGCAUAGAUUCUUCAGAACAGAAGAAAACCAAGAAAAACUUGAAGAAGUUUCUUACACGGCGUCCCACUUUGCAAGCUGUUCGUGAAAAAGGUUAUAUUAAAGAUCAGGUAUUUGGAGCCAAUCUUGCUAAUCUUUGUCAGAGAGAAAAUGGCACAGUGCCAAAAUUUGUGAAGUUAUGCAUUGAACAUGUUGAAGCGUAUGGUUUGGAUAUUGAUGGGAUAUACAGAGUAAGUGGCAACCUUGCUGUGAUCCAGAAACUGAGAUUUGCUGUCAAUCAUGAUGAGAAAUUGGACUUGAAUGAUAGUAAAUGGGAAGAUAUUCAUGUUAUUACUGGAGCACUCAAAAUGUUUUUUCGAGAAUUACCAGAACCUCUUUUUACAUUUAACCAUUUUAAUGAUUUUGUUAAUGCAAUUAAACAAGAACCAAGACAGCGAGUCACUGCUGUUAAGGACCUCAUCAGACAGUUGCCAAAGCCAAAUCAAGAUACAAUGCAGAUUCUUUUUAGACAUCUCAAAAGAGUUAUAGAAAAUGGAGAAAAAAACCGAAUGACUUAUCAGAGUAUAGCAAUUGUUUUUGGUCCCACUCUGUUAAAGCCAGAGAAAGAGACUGGUAAUAUAGCAGUCCAUACUGUCUACCAAAAUCAGAUUGUAGAAUUAAUUCUGCUGGAAAUAAAUUCCAUCUUCGGGCGUUGAUUCUUACAGAAGACAACCUGUGGAAUAGAAGCUGGAUUCCAUCAGAUUUCAAGCCCUCAAACAUGAUGUAUUUUAUUUUUGGACCAAGCAGUGACUCUUUGAUUUUGCACUUUUUUGAGGGAUCAGAAGGGAAUGGGAGUCAAGAUGUGUAUUAGGCCCUCAUAUUUGCUGCUUUGUUGCAAGUUGAUAUAACUGUGUGUAAUUUUGAAUUAAUUUUAUCCUGAAUGUUUGCAUUUCAUACUCUGAAUUUCAGUAAAAAUUGAAACUUGCAAUUCUAACCAGUCAUAUACACUGGAUAAUUUGGUAAGAAAAACAUGUUUGUUUUUUUUUUUCUCAAACUGGAUAAUGUAGAAUUUCUUCUCAUCAUUCGUUAGAUUCAUCACUUGAUAGAAUAGUACUCACUAUCCGUUAUUUUGAAGACGCUCUUGGGCAUUCUAAACAAAAUGAAGUAUAUCUUUUUUGAAACCUGUGUAUUUCUUUUUCAGAGGUUCUGCAUGCAGUGGCAGUCUUAAGUACUAUAGUUCAUCAUAACCCAGAUGUAAUUCCUUGGCGAAGGCUUGCCACCUUCACUGUGUUGCACACUGUCCGUAUUGGAUGGGUGUCUUAGUCGCUUGUUUGGGCAGCACACUAAUAUUACUUAACACACUGUGAUAUACUGGAGUUUAAUUUAGCAUAAGUCAGUUCAGGGUAUUUUGGGGCUGUCUGUGCUACCCUGAUUUGUAGCUAACAAUCCUAAUUAUAUCUAGUGCCAUACUGAGUUCUUGGUAUGACCCUGUGGAAACAGACAUUAUUUGAUGUAAAUAUAAGCUUAAGACUGAUGUCCUUUAGCUUAUGUAUAUAAUUUUGUUGUAUAGUCUCAGAGUACAUCCUAACCUGACAUUUCUAAUCAUGAUAUUGGUAAUCUUUUCCGUGAAUAUUAGGUUCCUCCAGAAAUAGGCUGUUAUUUGAGAAACUUAACUGUGUGCACUUUUAGAUUUUAAUUACAUUUACAGGCAAAUCACUGUAAUGCAAAUGGUACUGGAAAAAUACUGAAUAGACUUGCUAAAUGGUAAAUGCACUACAAGAGGAACCUUUUAGAUAAUUUAAUAUGUACAGAAUACAUUAGAAAAAAAUUUAUUACAAAAUUCUAACUGCAGUAUGAAUAGUGGAAACCCAUAUGUAAAUUAGAUGGAUGUCAAAUGGAAAAUGACAUUGCUAAAUUUGAGAAUUUCUUUUUACAUUACUAAUGUAGAUUGAUUUGUAUAAUAAAACAGGGUUUGGAAGGUUUUGUUACCGAGAGCAUGGUCUGUUGAAGAUAUUUUAAGAUGUAUUUUUCUAGAUUAACUGAUGUAUAUGAAAUGUCUAAUCUGAAUAAAGAAAACUAUAAGAGGUUUAGAGAUUUUCCAUUGGAAA